Molecule: messenger RNA, 219 nt
Organism: Penicillium diatomitis
Lineage: Eukaryota; Fungi; Ascomycota; Eurotiomycetes; Eurotiales; Aspergillaceae
Exons: 1
Coding region: 1-219 (72 amino acids)
Source: RefSeq, a predicted model, not a curated record
AUGAUCAAGUCGGCAUUAUCUUCUACUUCUGAAUUGGGCUCGUUUCAUGAACAUCCGCAACUUCAGAUGUUCGCACGAUUACGAAAGCAUAUGAACAACGUCCAAAAGAAGUGGGGCCCUCUCAUGGCUGCCAAAAUCGAUCUGGACGACGAAUACAAUUUCCCUCAGGGCCCAUAUGCUGGCCAAGGCAUUCCUCAGAAGAAGUUCAAGCAUUGGUGA